This is a messenger RNA of Falco peregrinus (peregrine falcon), 3829 nucleotides long. It is a transcript of the gene ARSG, whose product is annotated as arylsulfatase G. Gene Ontology annotation, molecular function: arylsulfatase activity. NCBI's taxonomy places the organism in Eukaryota, Metazoa, Chordata, Aves, Falconiformes, Falconidae. The transcript is spliced from 11 exons. The record is from RefSeq and is a predicted model, not a curated record. The coding region runs from base 2169 to 3797 and encodes 542 amino acids.
GGGUGUCGGACCAAAGCAGGGCUGCUCCUUUCAAACACCCAAAGAAAUUGCAAAGGAAAUUUUUAAUGGGAAAAUAAAGAUGACUUACCCGUCGUCUUACAUGUCCAGAUGCCUGAUCGCAAUUCUUCUUGUUGUUUGGCAGUUCAGGGCAUGAGGGACAAGCUGUGGUUUUGCAGUUAUGGUGCAGAAUAUGGGAACUUGGCUCGUGCUUUGUUUGGGCAGGUCUGUGCAGCCCCCUCCCGCAGCUCAGCCCCCUCCCACAGCUCAGCUCGCUGACCCACCGCAUCCCGUCCCUGUUAAUUAAUGUACGGAGAAUUUCAGGGCCCUCGGGUGGAAGUUUAUAAAUUGAUGCUCUGGGCUAUGAAUUAUGAAUGGAGUCAUAUCCCUGAUCACUGCAGUGCUACACUGAUGGUCCUGAAGCUGCUGAUCUGAGGUGACAGCUCAAAGCUUUUAAAGAUGUGAACAGCAAAACCUGGGAAUAAUUUGCUUUGCCAGCUACAAACCUCUUGGCCUACAGAUGGGGCUCAUCAUAUUCCCUCUCCUGCCUCCUCCUGUCUUCUCCUCUUUUGUUUUCCAGUAUUGCCUUCUCUCCUCACCUUCCCAGUUUGUCUUCACAGAUGUCCUGCUUGGCUGUGUGGACCAUCCCUUGGGAGCUGCAUCCUCCAUGGCAUGUGCCUCCCCCAGGGUUGCUGGUACCAGCUGGGGACAUCUGCCACAGCGCUGGUCCCAGCUGGUUGCCACAGGCCACCGGCCAUCCCCACCCAGGCGCAGGUCCCCACACCAUCCUGUGGCCUGUGCAAGCUCCUCACACUGGGCUCAGUGAGGUUUUGGCACAUCCCUGCAGCUUCAUCUCCCUUUGGCUAUAACUUUGUGCCCAGGAUGCUAUGUCAUCUCAUCUGGGCUCCCUUUCCCACAAAAGGCUGGAUGUGAUGAUCCUUUGAGGUCCCUUCCAGUGUGGCCUGUUCUAUGAUUCUGUAAGACGUCGUGUUUCACGGCUCCAUCUCCACCAGCGGUCUUUGGGCUGUUUGUCCUUGUUACCUCUCCACCACUGAGGCCAAAUCCUGCCUGCAGCAGCCAUAUGUGCUUAAACCUGUAAGCGUGGGUAUUUCUGGGGUUUGUUGCCUUUGGGAUUUGUCUGGAUUUCUGCAUUCUUGCCUCUGGGAGCGGCUCCCUCCCGGUGCCCGAUGGCCGGCAGCGCUGCCUGCCCUGGCUCCCCGGCAGCAGUGGGGCAGUGUGAGUAGAGCUUCAUCCCAAAAAGGAGCUUCACAAACCUGUCAGUUGUUACAAACUCUGGCAAAGCUCUGCAUAUUCCCCGCCAUGGUGCUGUGCACCCCACAGCGCUCGGGUGGGAGGGAGCAGAGGUGCUCCCCAGGGAUGACAGCACCGCGGGAAACCAUCCCAGCCCAAGCAGUGAAUGCAGGAAAGGGACACUUGUCCUUUCCAGUCCUUUCCAGCUGAGCCAUGGUGAGCCAGGCAGCAUAUAAUACUUCAUAUAAAACUUCAAAGGCAAAGUCGUGGCGUCUGGGUAAGGUGUCCUGCCCUGGGCUGGGGUGCAGGAGCACUCUGGCAGGUCCUGAUUGCAUCUUGUUUCUCUUGCACAGGGGAUGCUGUAGCCAUGCAAGGUGAAGGAUGGACUGACAGGCGCUGGCAGAACCACAGCAGUUGUUUAUCCGCCUGAAGCAAGGGAGGGCAGCGCAGUCUGCAGGGAAAGAGCCAUUUUUCGGACACAAACAUCCUCCUGCAGCUACAGUGAGGGGAGAGGAGCUGCUGCCGCAGAUUGAGCACGCUUCUGGAGGGGAAAAUACCACUUUGGUUUGGUGUCUAAUUAGAUAUUUACCAGGAAGGAAGGAAAGUUAAAAAUAGGGUGACAGUGACUUCAAAGGGUGUUUUUGACUUCUAAGAAUAACACCUUUGCUGGCACCGAUUUCAGGAAUAUCAGCUGUGCCUGGGUGUGAAAGACAGAGGAAAUGUUGCAGCUUGGUUGGUAGCCAAGGGAGAGAACCCAGACCUGCAGCCCCUGGCCUGGCCGUGCGGGAGCAGCUGCGCUGCGGAGGGGACGUUUGCAUCACUGCAGGGGCACGUGGAGAGCUCAGCUGCCUCUGCAGGGACGUAGCGGAGGGAGUUUGGGGAAGACGAAGACCCUGGUGCCCUGGCGUGUGUGGGAGGGGAUGUGUGGCACCAUGGGGAACCCCUCUCCGUGGGCAGUGCUGGUGCUUGUCAUGAUGCUGGCGGGACUCCUGGCUCCCUGUGUGGCACACGAGCAGCCCAACUUCAUUGUCAUCCUGGCAGAUGAUGUGGGCUGGGGGGAUCUAGGGGCCAACUGGGCAGAGACGAAGGAGACCCCACAUUUGGAUGAGCUGGCUGCUGAAGGGACAAGGUUCGUGGAUUUCCACUCGGCUGCAUCCACUUGCUCCCCAUCCCGCGCCUCCCUGCUCACGGGGCGCCUUGGUGCACGCAAUGGGGUGACCCACAACUUUGCUGUCACGUCGGUCGGUGGCCUCCCCCUGAAUGAGACCACCCUAGCUGAGGUCCUGCAGGAGGCUGGGUACAGCACGGGGGCUAUAGGCAAGUGGCACCUGGGACACCACGGCCGCCAUCACCCCAGCUUCCGUGGAUUUGACUACUACUUGGGGAUCCCCUACAGCCAUGACAUGGGCUGCACGGACACCCCCGGCUACAACCUGCCACCCUGCCCGCCUUGCCCGAGUCAUGGCACGACUGCCAGCAGGGUGGUGAGGAAGGACUGUUACGCAGAAAUCGCCCUUCCUCUCUUCGAGAACGUCACCAUCGUCCAACAGCCCGUCAACCUCAGCAGCCUGGCAGCGCGCUACGCGGAGGAGGCGGCGCGGUUCAUCCGGCAGGCAAGCGACAGCGGACGCCCCUUCUUCCUCUACCUGGCGCUGGCCCAUAUGCACGUCCCGCUGGGGGUCCCCCCGCCACCCCCAGCCUCGGGCAGGGGCAUCUACGGAGCCGCCCUGCGCGAGAUGGAUGCCUUGGUGGGACGGAUCAAGCAGGUCGCCGACGGCCACGGAAAGGGCAGCACGCUCCUGUGGUUCGCAGGUGACAAUGGCCCUUGGGCGCAGAAGUGUGAGCUGGCGGGGCGCCUGGGGCCGUUCCUGGGCACCUGGCAGAGGCAGCGAGGUGGGAGCUCGGCGAAGCAAACGACCUGGGAAGGAGGGCACCGGGUGCCGGCGCUGGCGUACUGGCCCGGCCGCAUCCCUGCCAAGCGGACGAGCCAGGCUCUGCUCAGCACCCUGGACAUCUUCCCUACGCUGGUGGCCCUGGCUGGGGCAGCACUUCCCCCAGACAGGCGCUUUGAUGGCUUGGACGUGUCCCCGGUUCUCUUUGGGUGGUCGGAUGUGGGGCACAAGGUUCUGCUGCACCCCAACAGCGGGGCGGCUGGGAAGGACGGUGGGAUAGAGGCGCUGCGGCUGGCUCAGUACAAGGCAUUUUACACCACAGGAGGGGCGAUGGCUUGCGAUGGGAGCAUUGGGCCAGCUGAGCAUCACCAGCCACCCCUCAUUUUUAAUCUGGAUCAUGAUAUGCAGGAGCAGCAGCCUUUGGACGUGGCAUCCAGAGAGUAUCAGGCAGUGCUACCUGCCAUCAGCAGGGCUUACGCCCAAGCUCUGGAGGACAUCACAACAGACAACGUCUCGGUUGCAGAUUACUCCAAAGACCCGGCUGCGACGCCCUGCUGCAACGUGCAGCACGUGGCUUGCCGCUGCCGAGCGCCCGGGUCCCACGCAGCUGUGCCGGCCCAUCAUGCGGAAAGAAGAGCAACGUGGCUUUGUCUUUAAGCAAAGAAUUGCUCAAGCUGCUUGCUCCUUUC